Phaeoacremonium minimum UCRPA7 is the source of this 1446-nucleotide messenger RNA. Its product is annotated as putative vitamin h protein. The transcript is spliced from 3 exons. Gene Ontology annotation, cellular component: membrane. The coding region runs from base 1 to 1446 and encodes 481 amino acids. Gene Ontology annotation, molecular function: transmembrane transporter activity. NCBI's taxonomy places the organism in Eukaryota, Fungi, Ascomycota, Sordariomycetes, Togniniales, Togniniaceae. Gene Ontology annotation, biological process: transmembrane transport. The record is from RefSeq and is a predicted model, not a curated record.
AUGGCUCUUGAUAUUAUCAACGACCCGGAGAAACACGCCGACGCCAAUGUUGCCUCGGCGGACUCUGAUUCCGAACCAGGGCCGGUCAUCGUUAACAAAGCUCUGGAGAAACGACUUGUGAGGAAGAUUGACUUCAUUCUCAUGCCUGGCCUCGCAUUGGCGUACCUAACACACACGCUCGACCGGGCCAACCUGGGCAAUGCCAAGACUGACACGCUCGAGAAGGAUCUCGGCCUGGUCGGCAACCAGUUUUCGCUGCUCCUCAUUCUAUUCUAUAUACCCUAUGCGCUCAUGAAUGUACCGUUUACGUUAUUGGCGAAGCGAUUCAACCCUGCCGUGGUUAUCCCGUCUAUUAUGUGCAUAUGGGGUCUUAUGGCAACUGUCUCCUCAGCAACCAAAAAUUUUGGCGGUAUUCUAGCAUGCCGCAUUCUCAUGGGAUGUGUCGAAGCAGCCUUUUUCCCCUGCGCAAUCUUCUACUGCUCGCUCUUCUACACUCGCCACGAGCUUAGCUUUCGCACUAGUAUCUAUGGCAUGAUGGGUUUCAUUGCUGGUGCGAUCAGCGGCCUCAUUGCGUGGUCCGUUUUUCAGUGGAACAAAGCUCUGCAUGGAUGGCAGUACCUCUUCAUCAUUGAAGGGUCUCUUACUGUUGGUGUCGGCAUUUUGCUAUUCUUCAUCCUACCCCACAGUGUCGAGAAGUCAAGAUGGUUUACGGAAGAGGAAAAGGCAUUAGCAAGACAGCGUCUCGAGGAGGACUCACAAGAUGUGGAUAAGACCUUUAGAUGGGAAGAUGCGAAGAAGGAAUGCAGAGACUGGACGACUUGGGCUUUCACAUUUAUGGCCAUUCUCUAUGGAGUUGGCGUCACUUCGAGCUCUAACUUCUUGCCAACCAUCGUCAAGAGAAUUGCAGUGACCUCGUCGAAGGCCAACCUGUACACCGUAGGACCGAACCUGACGGCCGCAUUCAUCCAGCUCACGACAACAUUCUUUUCCGACAGACUGCAACAACGAGCCUAUAUUGCUGUUGGGACACUCUUCGUCUCUUUCAUUGCCUGGAUUCUCCUUGCUACUCUUGACCUCGUACAUUCUGUACAUGUCGGCUACUUCUUGACGUAUCUCUUGACCUUCGGCACCUUCACUCCAGGUAUUUUGGUUCCUGUCUGGAUCGCAUCAAACACAACAACCACCACGGGCAGAGCGUUCCGUCUGGGUCUCAAUUUCUUUGGACAAAAUGUUGCCGGAAUCAUCAGCUCCAACGCCUUCCGGGCCCAAGAUGCCCCUGUUUACAAGCCUGCGUUGAUUACCGUAGCGUGCUGCCAAGCAGUGUUCAUGGUCGUUUGUCUCGGAGUUAGAGAGUACUACCGAAGACUCAACAAGAAGCUGAGCAGUGGUGAAAUUGUCCACGUCAGUGGUGGCAAGGAGAGACCUGACUAUCGCUACGCUGUAUAA